AUGCCCCGCAAACUCAGGGCGGCUGCGCAAGCAGCAGCCAAAUCCAUGAAAAAUGCGCCUCAAUUGCCUGAAAUAUCGGACGAAGAGAUGGGCGAUGCUCCAGCCUCACAGCCAUCGUCGCCUGUGAUCGACCCCCCUUCACCGGAGAAUGACCCCGACGUGGAUCCAGAAGUCGACGACGAAGAUGAAGAAGCCCAAUCGGGAACCCCCGUGGACACCAAGGGCGACGAAGCAGGAAGUGCCGAGACCCCUGCAGCAGAAGAUGCCUCCGUCCUGGAAGAAGCAGGGACCCCAGCGUUCUCAGGCGGCCGUCAAUCGGCCAUUCCGCGGAAACGCCGUAUCGGUCGGCCGCCCAAGAACCGGCCUCCCGACUGGGAUGCUCCUGACGGCCCUGACACCCCCAUCCGUGUGACGACUCCCGUCAAGCGUCGCCGGGGGCGUCCUGCGGCUAGCGGUGGUCGGUGGUCGCGAGGCCGCGGCGGUGCUCAGAAUACUCAGAUCCCAGUGGACAAGGAAGGAAACUUGAUGGAUGUGGUGAACGACGAAGUCUCGUUGCCUCCCAACCCCGUAGGCGACACGAAGGUCGAUGAGAAUGGCCACCUGCAAGGUGGACGGGAAUACCGAGUCCGCACCUUCACCAUCCUUAACCGCGGCGAUCGUCUGUACAUGUUGUCCACCGAGCCUGCACGAUGCAUUGGUUUCCGGGAUUCGUACCUCUUUUUCCAAAAACACAAGAUGCUGUACAAGAUCAUUAUCGAUGACGACGCCAAGCGUGACCUGAUCGAGCGUGAUAUCAUCCUCUCACUCUUACAAGGGUCGUGCCAUCGGUGUUUCUUCCGUGAAUUCGGAGCCAAGAUUGUUGUGGCCGGCAAAAAGAUCCUGGACGACUAUGAUGAAGAUGCCGCGCGCGAGCGUGGCGAUGUAGAAGGGGAGCUUGCUGUCCCUGAAGACAAGCUCCCCGGGCCUGGAGAAGAAUAUAACCGCAACCAAUACGUGGCAUGGCACGGAGCCAGCAGUGUCUAUCACACCAACGCCCCUCGGUGCCUAUGGCUGGUGGAAAGCCCGCUGAUCCCAAAAAGCGACGUGUUCCCGUCACCGAUGACAAUUGGAUGCUUGAGCAUGCCCGUGCAGCAAGGUUAUGCUUUCAACUCCAAGCUGGCUGAAUUGCGAAAGGCUACCAUGAAUGGAACCUACGAUGUCCACACCAAUGCCAUUCACUAUCCACGGAUUAUGCAACCGACUCACGUUCGCUAUGAACGGGUUUCGCCUCCCGACUCCCGCAGCACCGCCGAAUUGAUGGACGACAUGUCUUCUCUGAGUAUUGGCAGCAAAGGCCCUCACUUCACCCAAGUGGACCCAACCUCCCAAUCCCAAAAUGCUGCACGCCCAAACAACGAGCCGAGCACUCCCAAUGAGACUACUGAGGAGCAAGCUGGCAACAUCUUCCCUCCCGUUCCCAUCUCCGUGUCGAGCAAGUAUACAUCAUCUACGAAUCUCCCCCCGUAUUCGAACAUGGGUCUGCCGGGCCCAGACGGCGAUCUGCGAAGUCUGGGCCCUAAUGGCCUUGUUAGCAUCGCCAACCCACGCCACGUGGAAUUCAUGAACCCUGAAAUCAUCGCCAUGCUCCCGGAAGACUGCAAGGAAGCUCUGCUUGACGCAGCCGCGAACGAAGUGGAAUGGAAGUCGCGCUGGUCGACGGAGAGCGAAGACUGCGCGCGUUCGCGUCCGCUCAAGAGCUACGCCUGGUUCUCGUGA
Molecule: messenger RNA, 1755 nt
Organism: Penicillium chermesinum
Lineage: Eukaryota; Fungi; Ascomycota; Eurotiomycetes; Eurotiales; Aspergillaceae
Product: chromatin structure-remodeling complex subunit RSC7
Exons: 5
Coding region: 1-1755 (584 amino acids)
Cellular component (GO): nucleus
Molecular function (GO): chromatin DNA binding
Source: RefSeq, a predicted model, not a curated record